AUGACGCGGGGAAUUAGGAGGGCCUCCGCCCAGGAGGAAAUGAUGAGCGGCGCCGUUGUUUGUUCCGGUGAUGGAGGUCACGGCGAGUUCAAGUCGCUGCUGUCACAGGCAGGAAAUCAGCCCGAGCAUCCGGCUACUUCUGUUCGUGAUGUCAAUGCUGCGACUCAAAGCAAUCUGGAACUAAGACAAGGGAACCACAUCACACAAAACAUGGUGGAUGCUAGACUGACGCCCCUGGCAGCUAUGGGGCUGGACCGAGGCACCCUGAUUCACGACGGUCUCCGCCUCCACGGCGGCGUUGUGUAUCCAGGAAUCCGAACGCUGCAGGCGGAAAAGAAUCGAGAGGCGGGAGUUCUCCCGUUAGGCUACAAUCGGGAUGGUCUACCUGAGCUUGUCUACAAGCCAGAUGGCUCUCUGGACAGUCGUAAAGCCACUAAUGGAUACCUGGGCCUCUAUAAGGGCAUUCCUCCUAAUCUCCACAAACCGGUGCUGAUUCCUGGAGCGGAAAGUUUAAGCUUGGAGCGAAGGCUGGCACCUGGGGAAAAAGCUCCUGAAAUGGGCUUGGCCGGGACCGGCAGCAGCUACCUUCGUCUGCCUUGGCUCAACCCCUAUCCAGAGGCGAGCAUGUAUCCCUUUAUAGACUCAUCCAAGUAUGCGCUAAACAUGUAUAAAGCUUCGUUGCUCAGCCAACCCAACCCCUACCUUCCCCAGCAUCUGGCCUACCCUUCUCUUUGCGGACCCCAAGGUGGAACCGUCAACCCUGUCGCAGUGACUUCUGCUGCCGAAAGGCUGUACUACAUGCCCACUUACCCACCUCCUGCUAUGUCCUCUCCCUUGGUGGCACCCCAAAUGAGGAUUCCACCGGUCUCAGUGGCACCCACAUCACUUGUGCAUUGCCAGGACAAGGGCCUUGGAGUCGGGCCGCCAUUUGUACAACAGCUUCACCAACCUUCCCCUCUUCCUCAGCAUCAUCCGUCUGCGAUCGACAGGGAGCGAUCGCCUAACAGGAGCGGUCGACCAAGCAGACCUCCGUCUAGGACUGGCAGCAAUAGCACCGGUAGUACAAGCACGAGUGCUACCAGCGGUGGAAAUAAUAGUCUGCCUACUGACUCCUCACCUCACGCGUCCACUCGCCUCUCGCAAACUCUCAUUGACAAUUCACUGGAUUUACAAAGGCCAGUCGCUAGAAUGGGACAACCUCCCGUCUCGUCGGCUUCGAUAUCUUCAUCUCCUGCCACGCAGCCUAUUUCUCAUCUGUUAUCCGUCAGCAGCAUAGCGUCAGAGCAGCCCUCUCCGGCCCGGCCGCGGCCGAGGGACGGUGCGCCAGGUGCUGAAAGGAGACCUAGCAGGUCACCCUCAAAGUCCGCUCACCCACCCCAAGCAACCAAAGAAUCGGGUGAGAAGCCGUUGGAUUUGUCUGGAAGAAUACUGGAGUUCGGACUACCUAACGGUUUUCCGAUUAAGAUGGACACCAUUGCUCCAGGUGCACGUUAUGGACUUCCGCCAAGUGGAGAACUCCUAAAAGAGAAUCUAUCCCUCUCCCCCUCCUCCCACCCUCACUCUGUGGUAAACAGCACUUCGUCAAAGGUCUCGGAGAGACCAGAGAUGAUCAGCACUUUACACUCCUCUUGGGUAGUACCCAGCCAGUCUCCCUCUCAAACUCAGCACGCUCCAGGCUUAUCCCCAUCUCCCAGACCUAAUGUAGAUCUGGGGUCCUCACAGGCCAAAGGUUCCUCCCCCUCUGUCAUAAAACACAAAAAUCUGGAAAGAGUGCUCCCUCAGCCUCGGAGCUCGUCCUGUCCGAGGAUUAGCGAGCCCAACUCUGUUUCUUCGGACUCCUCUUUCAUCACAACUAGAGGUCUUUCUCCCAAAUCAAACGGGGAUUGGUCCAAACACAGCCCUCUGCAAUCGGAUCACGUACCUGUCAUGGGCCACCACAGAGAGGGAGCGGAGAAGAAUGUCAAGAGAACCGAAGCGAUUCCAGAAGCUUCGUCGUACAAAAGGCCUUUGUUGGAGAACGGUCACCCAGCUGGCCCCCUUUACCUUCCUCAAAGCGAUGCAUACCUAACCCACAGUUUGGCCUACGCCAAUAGAUAUCUGCACUACCCCAUCCCUGACAGCAUGGCACUUCACUCCCUGCCGAUCGCAGGAAAAGGUCCAGUCUACCCUCACCCGAUGUUGCUGGGCAGCAAUAGCCUCUACCCAACACAUCUGGCAACCAAACCCCCUUUACCUUACCACAAUCUCCCACCUGGUUCAGGAGGGGAAUACCUUGCAUAUAAUUCACAGGAGAUGUCCCACCCACUGAUGCAACCUCACUCUGAGAAGCUCUCGGAAAAGGGGGAUAGCAGCCUGAAACCUCGGGGACACGAGAAAACAAGGAGUUCUUUUGAGGAAAGAGAGAAGAAGGACAUGCGAGAAGGGAGCCAAAUAAAGGCCAAUAAAGAAGCAAUAGCACAGGGACAAAGCGCCAGUCAAGCUAAAACAAGUUCACCGUCUGUAGCUUACCGAGAAAAGAUCGAAUGCAUUGACCUGGUCCACUCCGACACUGAUGCAGAGUCUACUCCAACAGUCCAGAAAGCACCCUCUGGUGAAUCCUCAGCUUUUGACCAAAACGAACGUUACCCUAGCAACCAAAACAAAACCAGGGCGGAGUACGAGGCAACAUUUCACCUUCCGUUUCACAGUCUCUCCGGACACAGCCCCGCACAGAAGGCUCAUCCCGUAGACGGACCGCAGGAAACUCCCUACGGCAAGCCAAAGGUUCAGGAUGCGGGUUGUCCUGGAGGGACACCAAACGAUCAGGGGAAGCGAGAAGAAGAGGAAGACUCCUCGGAGGAACAGUGCCCCAGCCCGGACCCCGCAGAUGACGACCAGAGCACUUUGCGUUGCGCCCGGACGUCCGGCGAGCGUAGCUCUGGCAAGGACAAAAAGGAACGGGACAGCAGGACUCCUCACUUCACUCCAAAUUGCACAGUUAUGGCCAAGGAGGCCAACCGGGACGCGUUGACGUGCAGAGAUGCCGAAAUGGAAGACAGCUUGGUGGAUUUGGGAGAGUCUCAAGGAGAGGGUGAAGACGAGGACGAUGACGAUGGCCAGAACGCAAAGGGCUCCCGCCGUUCUAGCCUGGCCAAGAGAAUCGCUAACUCCUCGGGCUACGUCGGCGACCGCUUUAAGUGCGUUACCACCGAGCUGUACGCAGACUCCAGCAAGCUGAGCCGUGAGCAGAGAGCUCUGCAGAUGGAAGUCAUAUCACGAGAGGGGAGUAAUAUAAGUCAACCUGCAGCUAACUGGGAGCGGGCCAUGAUGCGGUUCUCGGAGUUGGAGCUGAAGGAGAAGGAGGGCGGCGGCUGUAGCGGCGGAGGCAACGUCUGCGUGUCUGCCCCGACAGCGGGACGGGAGCUGGCGGAGGGCCAACGCCGAGAGCGAGCUUUGGAAUUUGGCCAAUACGCCACCCGGCAAGGGGAGAGAGAGGGUGUUCUGCUGGCGUACCCCAACAACCGCGUGACGGUCCUUCAGAGGUGCGACGGCGCUCGCCGGCCGGACUCCGACGGGGGUACCUCGGGCUCGGCGGCGUCCAGGGAGUCUCCCGAGGAGGCGCUCGGUCAUGACAGAAAGCGCUUGCGUGUCCUCAAAAUGGAGCAGGACUCGGAGCUCGAGGAAGAAGAGAGGAUGUUCCUUCCCCAGAAAAGAAGCAGGAUGUCAGCUGAUGAACACGAGCAGACCAGCGCCGACGAGGACGACGAGGAGGUACGGAAGCUCAAAGUUUGCAUCGAGCUGAAAGGGCUGCGGCUCAGCAAGCCCGCCCAAGGGGGCGCCUCGCCCGACCGUCCCCCGAUCAAACAAGAGCAGCCCUGGUCCCGCUUGCUAGGCCCGGCGCAGACCCAGCAAAGAGCCGACAUCAACAGGAAGUGGGGCUGCGAAAGGCUGCUUAACGGAGUCGCAGCACCUCCCCUUCACCCCGGCGGCCAAGUGAAGGACAGAGCGCACCCGCCGCCGGGCCCCUUCUCAGGUGACCGUGGCCUCAAGGAGCCUCGGCGCGGUCCUCCCUCUCCGGGCGCCGAGCCCUCGCCGGGAGGCGCCCCUCCCCUCAAACUGCGUCGUCAUAGCGACACGGACAAGCCCAAGGGCAAGCGGCCGUGCAAGACCAAACACACCGGCCCGCGGGAGCGCGAGAGGAGAAAAGAGGGCGAGCCGAACAGCCCCGGCCGACGUUUCGCCGCCGAUCUGGAAACGGCCGAGGAUGACAAGCCGAGUGAGCGGCGAGAGGCUCCGAGGAAGCGAGCCGCCUCUCCUAAUGGUUAUCCCGGCUCUCCGGUCGAGCCCUGCUCCCCCGCCGCUCUCUGUCCGCCCCCGCCGCACCCCCAGGCCGACGGCAGAGCGGUCGGAGUCUCGCCGGAGGUCGUCGGGGCGCAUCGAAUGCCCGACGCGCCGGCGGCGCGGCCCGUCCCGCCCGAAGCGCGGCGGCUGAUCGUGAACAAGAACGCCGGCGAGACGCUCCUCCAGAGAGCGGCGCGUCUAGGCUACGAGGAGGUAGUGCUCUACUGCCUGGAGAACCGAGUGUGCGAGGUGAAUCACAGGGACUACGCCGGCUACUGCGCCCUUCACGAGGCCUGCGCCCGCGGCUGGCUCAGCAUUGUCCAACAUCUGCUGGACUACGGCGCCGACAUCAACUGCAGCGCGCAGGAUGGAACCAGACCCAUUCACGACGCGGUGGAGAAUGACCACCUGGACGUGGUGCGGGUCCUGCUGUCCUACGGGGCCGACCCCACGCUGGCAACGUACUCCGGCCGGGGCCUUCUCAAAAUGACCCACAGCGACAUCAUGGAGCGCUUCCUCACCGAUUAUUUUGCUGACCUUCAGGGCAGCGCGGAUGACGACCCCGGCCUUUAUUGGGAAUUCUACGGCAGCGCUGUGUGCGAAUCUGCCGAGGAAGGCGGAGCCUACGACAUCCUGGCUGACCCGCCGGGUCCGGACGAAGACGACGAGGACGACAAGCGGGAGGUGUUUGAGUUCGAGUUCUCCGACCGGCCCCUGCUUCCGUGCUACAACAUCCAGGUGUCCGUCUCGCACGGUCCUAGAAACUGGCUGCUUCUGUCCGACGUCCUCCGCCGUCUACGCAUGUCCGCACGCGGCUUCCGCCAAGCCUUCCCCCACAUGGAGGUGGUGACCGUGUCCGAGGCGGAGUUCUACCGGCAGGCGUCGCUCUCGCAACUAUUUUCCUGCCCGGAGGAGCUGGAGGGCUUCCAGCCGGACAGUAAGGAACUUCUGGACCUGGUGGAGGACAGCGCCGAGCUGGCCGCCUUGCUAGGCUCCACGCUGGAGUGCCUGGACGACCGCUGGGAGCAAGCCAGGGACAAACUGAAGGACAGGAUCAAGGCGGCCGGUCAAGUGGGGCUCCUCCUCCACAAUAAGCACUGA
Messenger RNA from Nerophis lumbriciformis (worm pipefish), 5421 nucleotides. The record is from RefSeq and is a predicted model, not a curated record. Lineage: Eukaryota; Metazoa; Chordata; Actinopteri; Syngnathiformes; Syngnathidae.